UCACGUUCUAAUCAUGAUGCCUGUCUAUUCUUUUAGAUGGAUGGGGUUUUGUAGUUUACUUUAAUCCUGUUCUUUGUGUCCAUCUAGAUGGCGAGGAAGCUUAGUGUGUUGGAAGUCCUUCUGAUCAUCUUCAUCCUAAUUGUAGUGGCCGUGGAUGUCCUGUUGCUGCUUCUCGUGGUGAAUCCUUCAGAUACUUCAUUUAUUCCGGAGUGCCCAGAAAUCCCCGAAUCAGAAAGGAUAGACUGUGCUCCUGGCCAGGAGGUGACAGAGGAUGUCUGCAGAUGGCAAUAUAAGUGCUGCUGGAAGCCGGUGCCAGACACUGCUGUCCCCAGGUGCUUCUUCCCCAGGAACUGGGGCUAUGAACUCAGCAGUUGGGUUAAAAAUACCAGCCCAGUGCUAACUGCCCAGUUGAGUAGGUUGCCGUCCCCAUCUCUGUUUGGAUAUGAUGUAAUCAACACCCUCUUCACGGCUGAAUAUCAGACAUCCAAUCGUUUUCAUUUUAAGAUCACUGAUUUCAAUAACGUACGCUAUGAAGUCCCCCAUGAAAACGUUCAGCAGUUUGAUGGGACUGCUAAUACCUCCAACCUGAACUACCGCAUGGAAGUCAUUAAUAAGCCCUUCAGCAUCAAAAUAAUGAGGACGAGCAACAAAAGAGUCUUGUUGGACACGGGCAUCGGGCCCCUCCAGUUCGCCCAGCAGUACCUGCAGCUGUCUUUCCGACUGCCCAGCGCCAACGUGUAUGGGUUGGGAGAGCACGUGCACCAGGAGUACCGCCGCAGCGUGGCCUGGAAGACCUGGCCCAUCUUCACCCGCGAUGCCACCCCCACCGAGGGCAUGAUUAAUCUGUAUGGAGCUCAUACCUUCUUCUUGUGCCUUGAAGACACCAGCGGCUCCUCUUUCGGGGUUUUUCUGAUGAACAGUAAUGCCAUGGAGGUCACCCUUCAGCCGGCUCCUGCGAUCACUUACCGCACCAUUGGGGGCAUUCUUGACUUCUACGUGUUCCUGGGAAAUACUCCAGAACAAGUGGUUCAGGAAUACCUGGAGCUUGUUGGACGACCAUUCUUGCCUCCCUACUGGAGUCUUGGGUUCCAGCUUAGUCGCAGGAAUUAUGGUGGCAUCGACGGAUUGAAAAAAGUUGUAGACCGAAAUCGUGCAGCUGAGAUUCCAUAUGAUGUCCAGUACUCUGACAUAGACUACAUGGAUGGAAAGAAGGACUUCACCAUUGAUAAGGUGGCGUACCCUGGUCUCUCAGAUUUUGCCGAAGAGUUACAUAAAUAUGGACUGAAAUAUGUAAUUAUUAUGAAUCCUGGCAUCUUAAAUAACUCUGACUACCAGCCUUAUAUGAAGGGAAGAGAAAAGAAAGUGUGGAUCUUAGGGAACAAAGGCGCUGUUGUUGGGCAGGGUUAUCCUGGAUGGACAGUCUUUCCUGAUUUUAGUAACCCAGAUUGUACUGAGUGGUGGGGAGAGCAGCUCAGUGAAUUUCAUAAAACUCUGGAGUUUGAUGGCGUGUGGAUUGACAUGGAUGAAGUAUCGAGCUUUGUCCAAAGUUCUGAUCACGAGUGUGAAAAGAACAACUUAAACUUUCCUCCUUUCACUCCUCGAGUCCUGGACCGCUUGCUUUUUGCAAGAACUCUCUGCAUGGACACAGAGUUUCACUGGGGCCUCCACUACGAUGUGCACAGCCUGUAUGGCUACUCCAUGGCCAGAGGCACAGACUCGGCCAUGGAGAAAAUCUUCCCCAGUAAAAGAAGCUUCAUCUUAUCCCGUUCUACUUUCGCUGGAUCUGGCAAAUUUGCUGGUCAUUGGUUGGGGGACAAUGCGGCCACAUGGAAUGAUCUCCGAUGGUCCAUCCCUGGUAUCCUUGAGUUCAGCCUCUUCGGCAUUCCCAUGGUAGGUGCCAACAUCUGCGGUUAUACAGAAAAUGUCACGGAGGAACUCUGCAGAAGGUGGAUGCAGCUUGGAGCAUUUUACCCACUAUCAAGAAAUCACAAUGGGCCUGGGUUCAGGGACCAGGAUCCUGCUGCCUUUAGUGAAAGCAACUCGACGCUGCUGGAUUCCUCCAGGCACUACCUGGGCAUCCGCUACACCCUGCUGCCCUACCUCUACACCCUCUUCUACCGAGCUCACACCCAGGGGGAGACGGUGGCAAGGCCCCUCGUCCACGAGUUCUACCAGGACCCAGCCACGUGGGAGGUGCACGAGCAGUUUCUGUGGGGGCCUGGACUCCUCAUCACGCCUGUGUUAUACGAAGGUCCGGGGCCCGUGAAAGCGUACAUACCGGACGCCACCUGGUACGACUAUGAGACAAGAGAAGCCAUCCAGUGGAGGAAACAAUUUGUGGAGAUGCUACUGCCGGAUGAUAGGAUAGGACUUCACCUGCGAGGGGGCUACAUCUUUCCCACCCAGCAGCCAAACACAACCACAGAGGUCAGUCGGAAGAAUUCCCUGGGACUCAUUAUUGCCUUGGACUAUAAAAGAGAAGCCAAGGGAGAGUUGUACUGGGAUGACGGUGUAUCUAAAGACGCUGUAACUAAAAAGAAUUAUACUCUGUAUGAUUUUUCUGUCACCUCUAACCGUCUACAGGCAAAGAUUAUAAAUAAUAUUUAUAUGGACCCCAACAACCUGAAAUUUACAGAUAUUAUAAUCUUGGGAAUGGACAAGCAACCUACUGACUUUAUCGUCUUCCAUAAUAAUGCCGCCACCUCCAUUUCAAAUGUUGUCUACAGUAAUUCAACAAAGGUGGUGAGCAUCACCGAUCUUGAGGGACUGGUACUAGGACAAGAAUUCUCCAUUGAGUGGAAGCUUCCUGUUAGUGACCUGGAGAAGUUCGACUGCUACCCUGAGGAGCCUGCUGUCUCCGAGGAGAGGUGCAGGCAACGGGGAUGCCUUUGGGAGCCCACAACUGUCCCUGGCGCGCCCACCUGUCACUAUGACACCAUCCCUAAUUAUGCUGCCAGUAACAUUCAGUACCUGCCUACGGGCAUCACCACAGACCUUUCCCUCCUAACGGCUCCUGAAGCAGCACGCGCGGCGGCACCGCCUCCAUCAUCGCAGGGAAAGCUCCUCCCACCUGCAGCUGCAGCAGCCGCCGCCUCUGAUCCUCUCUCUGCAGAGAUCAGCUUUCUCCGCCUGAGUGUGACCUACCACACAGAAAACACGCUGCAGUUCAAGAUCUAUGAUCCCAAUAAUAAAAGGUACGAGGUCCCCGUGCCUCUGAACACCCCUCCCUCUCCAGUCGGCUCCCCUGAAAACUGUCUGUAUGAUGUCAGCAUUCAAAGCAAUCCUUUCGGGAUCCAGAUUCGACGAAAAAGCUCCGGCACUGUGGUCUGGGACUCCCAGCUCCCCGGCUUCACCUUCAACGACAUGUUCCUUUCCAUCUCCACGCGCCUCCCCUCUAAGAACAUCUAUGGCUUUGGGGAAACCGAACACACAACUUUCAGGAGAAACAUCAGCUGGAACACGUGGGGGAUGUUUGCUCGAGAUGAGCCACCAGCGUACAAGAAGAAUUCCUACGGUGUCCACCCCUACUACAUGGCACUGGAGGCGGACGGCAGUGCCCAUGGAGUGCUCCUGCUAAACAGCAAUGCCAUGGAUGUGGCAUUCCAGCCCACUCCUGCCCUGACAUACCGCACCACAGGAGGAAUUUUGGACUUCUAUAUGUUUUUAGGGCCAACUCCUGAACUUGUAACUCAGCAAUACACUGAGUUGAUUGGUCGGCCAGCAAUGAUUCCGUACUGGGCCUUGGGAUUCCAGCUGAGUCGCUAUGGAUACCAGAAUGAUGCCGAAAUCUCCAGUUUGUAUGACGCCAUGGUGGCAGCUCAGAUUCCCUACGACGUCCAGCAUGUAGACAUCGAUUACAUGGACCGGAAGCUGGACUUCACCCUCAGCUCCAGCUUUCAAAAUCUCGGCCUCCUGAUUGAGCAAAUGAAGAAAAAUGGCAUGAGAUUUAUUCUCAUUCUGGACCCAGCCAUUUCUGGCAACGAGACCCAGUACCCCCCAUUCACCAGGGGGCAGGAGAACAACGUGUUCAUCAAAUGGCCAGACAACAGUGACAUUGUCUGGGGAAAGGUUUGGCCAGAUCUGCCCAAUGUGAAUGUGAGUGGAUCCCUUGACCAAGAAACUCAAGUUAAGCUGUACAGAGCCCACGUGGCUUUUCCUGACUUCUUGCGGAACAGCACGGCUGCGUGGUGGAAGAAGGAGAUAGGGGAGCUCUACGUGAACCCCCGAGAGCCGGAGAAGAGCUUGAAGUUUGAUGGACUGUGGCUUGAUAUGAACGAACCAUCAAACUUUGUGAAUGGCUCUGUCAGCGGCUGCAGGGAUGAGACUCUCAAUAACCCUCCCUAUAUGCCACAUUUGGAGUCCAGGGACAGGGGCCUGAGCAGCAAGACCCUGUGCAUGGAGAGCCAGCAGAUCCUGCCUGACGGCUCCCCGGUGCGGCACUACGACGUGCACAGCCUGUACGGCUGGGCCCAGACCAGACCCACAUACGAAGCUGUGCAGGAGGUGACAGGACAGCGAGGGAUCGUCAUCACUCGCUCCACAUUCCCCUCUUCUGGCCGCUGGGGAGGACACUGGCUGGGAGACAACACGGCCGCGUGGGACCAGCUGAGGAAAUCUAUCAUUGGCAUGAUGGAGUUCAGUCUCUUUGGAAUACCUUAUACAGGAGCAGACAUUUGCGGCUUCUUUGGAGAGGCUGAAUAUGAGAUGUGUGUUCGCUGGAUGCAGCUGGGGGCGUUUUAUCCAUUCUCCAGGAACCACAACACGUUCGGGACAAGGAGACAAGAUCCUGUGGCCUGGAACUCAACCUUUGAGAUGUUCUCAAGAAAAGCCCUCCAGACCAGAUACACCCUGCUGCCUUACCUCUAUACUCUGAUGCAUAAGGCUCACGUUGAGGGCACCACCGUAGUCCGACCCCUUCUCCAUGAGUUUACAAAGGAUGACACAACAUGGGAUAUAGACCGUCAGUUCAUGCUGGGUCCUGCCAUCUUAAUCAGCCCCGUGCUGGAAAGUAACACUUUUCAGAUCCGUGCUUAUUUUCCCAGAGCCCGUUGGUAUGACUAUAGCACGGAAUCUGGCAGUGAAUCGACAGGUGAGUGGAAAAUCCUGGAGGCUCCCCUUGACCAUAUCAACCUGCAUAUCCGAGGAGGCUACAUCCUGCCUUGGCAGGAGCCUGCAAUGAACACUCAGUCCAGUCGACAACAGUUUAUGGGAUUGAUUGUCGCUUUGGACACCAAUGGGAGAGCUGAAGGUCAGCUGUUCUGGGAUGAUGGACAAAGCAUUGACACCUAUGAAAAUGGAAACUACUUCUUGGCAAACUUUACAGCAGCUCAGAAUGUAUUGCAAAUCCAGACCAUACACAAUAAGUAUUUGAGUGACUCUAAUCCACUGAAAGUUGGAAGUAUUAGUAUCUGGGGCAUAAAUUCUACAUAUGUAACACAAGUCACUUGUACCUAUGACAACCAGCAAUUCAUGGUGAUGGAUUUCAAGAGUGACCCUUAUAAUCAGACACUAACUGUUCAAUUGACAGACAAGAUUAUCAGCCUGGAAAAAUUAACGGAGGUUACUUGGAUUCAUGGUGAUCCUACAGUUUCUACCACACCUAUGACAAGUACCUUGCCAAUGACUUCUUCUCAUCCGUCUACAUCUACUACGAAGGCUACCACUGCUGAUACUGUUACCACCGGUGCUGCUACAUCCAGUACCACGACUGCCAGCACUAGCGCCACUCUUCCUGUCACCACCACGUUUUACCCAACAAGUGCUACUCAAGCUACAACUGCUACUACCAUUUAUAACGCCACUACGCCUUCCUCUACAAAUACUACUACUGGUAGCCCCAAUGUUACCCAUCCUGCCACAACUGUGCCUUUCUCAACAACUACCACUGAAUUUACAACUGCUACUACCAUUUAUAAUACCACUACGCCUUCCCCUCCAAGUACUCCUCCUAGUAGCCCUAAUGUUACCCAUCCUGCCACAACCAUGCCUUUCUCAACAACUACCACUGAAUUCACAACUGCUGCUACCAUUUAUACCACUACGCCUUCCUCUACAAAUACUACUACUGGUGGCCCUAAUGCUACCCUUCCUGCCACAACCGUGCCUUUCUCAACAAAUGCCACUGAAUUCACAACUGCUGCUACCAUUUAUACCACUAUGCCUUCCUCUACAAAUACUACUACUGGUGGCCCUAAUGCUACCCUUCCUGCCACAACCGUGCCUUUCUCAACAAAUGCCACUGAAUUCACAACUGCUACUACCAUUUAUACCACUACGCCUUCCUCUACAAAUACUACUACUGGUGGCCCUAAUGCUACCCUUCCUGCCACAACCGUGCCUUUCUCAACAACUACCACUGAAUUCACAACUGCUGCUACCAUUUAUACCACUACACCUUCCUCUACAAAUACUACUACUGGUGGCCCUAAUGCUACCCUUCCUGCCACAACCGUGCCUUUCUCAACAAAUGCCACUGAAUUCACAACUGCUGCUACCAUUUAUACCACUACGCCUUCCUCUACAAAUACUACUACUGGUGGCCCUAAUGCUACCCUUCCUGCCACAACCGUGCCUUUCUCAACAAAUGCCACUGAAUUCACAACUGCUGCUACCAUUUAUACCACUACACCUUCCUCUACAAAUACUACUACUGGUGGCCCUAAUGCUACCCUUCCUGCCACAACCGUGCCUUUCUCAACAAAUGCCACUGAAUUCACAACUGCUGCUACCAUUUAUACCACUACGCCUUCCUCUACAAAUACUACUACUGGUGGCCCUAAUGCUACCCUUCCUGCCACAACCGUGCCUUUCUCAACAAAUGCCACUGAAUUCACAACUGCUGCUACCAUUUAUACCACUACUAUUACAAAUAUUACCUUAUAUGUUUUAAAUACCUCUACUCCUGAUAGAACAACAAUGGAUGCUUCUGCUGUUGCGUCUUCUUACACUGCAAAUGUCAUAAAUGCUUCUCUAGUUCCAGAAUUACUACUCAAGGCAGCAUAAUUCCUACAGACAUCUCUUUAAAACAGAUAUUGCAGAUAGAAGAUAAUCAAUUAACCAAUAUGUGGCUCAUUGCUACAGAAGUUUUCACAAAUAUUAGCACUAGCUUUUACUAAUAUGGCUACUCCAAAUGCUGUAGACAUUGCAGAGACAUCUAAAGAUGUAUUCAUUACUAACUGCGUAAGUGUAAUUUAAGAAGUUGUGAAUACUUCUUUUGCAGCCAGAAUAGGUAAUACUAUUUAAAAAAUUAUAACUCCUAUACCCCAGCAAUUAAACAAUAGAUAUUUUAUAUAUCUUUGCUACAGACUCCACAGAUGAUUUUUCUCUCCCAGAUAAAAUCACAUUGGCUGUAGUUAUUGAAAUAACCCAACUUGUUCUUUGGUUAGAGGAGAUAAUGCCUUAAUGAGAACACUGAUAGUAGCUGGCAAUCAAAUGACCACCAUGGUAGCAGCUAUUAAUAUUAUAGUAGAUUAUUUCAUUAUUAAUGCUGAAAGUCACACUUUAUUCUCCUAUGGAUUUUCCCCAUACCAUGACUACCAAUAUGGUAAUUUGCCAUUCUACGUCCUGAAACUAUUGUUGCUUCUAAAGAGAGCCUAGCUGUAACUAUAGAUAUGGAAAAUGCUGCCAUUGGAGAUCAUGUAUAUACUUUGACUCUUGGAACUGAGAUAAUUAGAAAUAUUAUGUUACUUUUGCUAUCAUAGAAAACAAGAAUAGAAUUAUAGAUGUUAAAAACGUAACUCCCAAAGUUUGCAACCAUUAUUUUCACAGGUACUAUUGAUAAUCUUACUACAGAUUUGGUAUUUCUAUUUAUAAACACUAAACGUACUUCCAGGAACUUACAAUUAAACUUAUAUAAUUUCUUAGAGAUAAUCUUAGGCUGCUGCUGUUACCACUAAUGACUGAAUGUACUUACCAUGCUCUGAGUUUUCUAUAGACCAGAAAUAGCCCAGACAGAGAUGAGUGUGUAGAGAUAUGGCAGAGGGGAGACAGUUUCUGCUCUUCAGAUCGGAGUUCAUAAUCUUGUUUGCUCUCUCUUUUAUUUACCAGCGUUUCCUUCUGUAUUUUACUGUCUAGACUCUCCUUCAGUGUGUUAGGACUUUCCGCAGGUUCUUGGUCUUUCAUACCCAAAUUCACCAUUUAUUCUUGACCUGUUACUUUCUGAGAUCACCCAGACCCCUGUGAACAGAUUCAUGGUCAUAACCAAAUAUUGCCAUUUGGGUGCUACUGAAGGCUUAAUCCUAGGGCAGUUUUAUGAAAAUGUAGUCUGGGGAACCAUGGGAGGCCCCAAAACUUUGGGGUCCAUAAGGUUGAGCCUCUUUUCAUACUAAUACCACAGUGUUUUUGCCUUUUUCACCCAUUCUCUCAUGGGUAUACAGUGCCAUUUUCCAGAAACUAUGUUCUGUCACAACAGAUGAACAUAGAAACCAACACAAUCAUCUAGCUGUCUUUCAUUAAGACGCUAAACAGAUUUACAAAAUAUAAAACAAUGUCAUUCUUUUUGCUAACUUUUUUUUGUUUUGGAAAAUAACAGUUGUCUUUCAUUAAAAAUACAUUAUUUAUGUCAACAAGUACUUGAUAUUGUUAUUUUUAAUGAAUGAGGAAAUAAAUAUUUUACCAAAUAUUUUA
This is a messenger RNA of Camelus dromedarius (Arabian camel), 8625 nucleotides long. RefSeq names its product maltase-glucoamylase 2 (putative) (gene MGAM2). Gene Ontology annotation, biological process: carbohydrate metabolic process. NCBI's taxonomy places the organism in Eukaryota, Metazoa, Chordata, Mammalia, Artiodactyla, Camelidae. The record is from RefSeq and is a predicted model, not a curated record. The coding region runs from base 88 to 7002 and encodes 2304 amino acids. The transcript has 48 exons. Gene Ontology annotation, molecular function: alpha-1,4-glucosidase activity; carbohydrate binding.